Messenger RNA from Cydia fagiglandana, 826 nucleotides. RefSeq lists its product as uncharacterized. The transcript is spliced from 2 exons. The record is from RefSeq and is a predicted model, not a curated record. Bases 206 to 787 code for a protein of 193 amino acids. NCBI's taxonomy places the organism in Eukaryota, Metazoa, Arthropoda, Insecta, Lepidoptera, Tortricidae.
GUAUGUUUGUAUACAGGCAUGUUACAUAUGAACUUACAUAAUAAUCUCAUUGUGUCGAGUUAAAAUUACGCUAUUUAACAGCAUGUAAAAUCGGUUUUUCGUAGUCGCGUCUGAAUUUUGAUUGACUUCGCUAGUUCUUGCCGCACAGUAUUUGAUAUAAGAUAUAGUUAUAUAUGACAACUAUAAUAUUCAUUAAAAUAUCAAGAUGAACCUCCACCAUGUCACUCUAUUCAUGACACUCCACGUGAUCCACACGAAAGCCCAGUUCCCAAUGCAGUUCCCUUCAGCAAUGCCCAUGCCAAUGGGCAUGCCACCCAUGCCAAUGCAAAUGCCAAUCGUCGGCCCGCCACAACUGCCAAGCGUCGUAAUGCCAUACCAUUCCCGCACAGCCGAUAAAUUUAGAGAGAAACCAAGGAAGCCAAAAAGGCCAAAGAAAAAGAAAAAACCAAAAAAGAAUCGUUAUGAAUCUGAAUCCCAUUCUGACAGUUCUGAUGAUAGUGGUUCUACGUCUGGGUCUGAAAGUCUUGAAAUUAAUCAUACCCGUAGAUCUAAUCACAAGAGAAGACGCGAGGUCCUCACGCCUGUGGUGUCUUACGUGACCAAUGAUGGAUAUGUGAUAUAUCAGAAAAAGAUAAAGAAGGAUCGGGCUAAGGACUGGUUGGAGUUGGGAAAGAACUCGGAUCCUAAUGCGCUGGAAAUCAAGGAUAGUGAGAGUGAUGAGGUUGAGGGGAAGGCUUCGGUUCGGAAGCGUCGUUUUAAGUCGCGUCGCUCACAGCGCGGCGAUUGAGUACCUGCAGGCUACAAUUUAACUACUAAGGCUUUCUUU